Anoplopoma fimbria (sablefish) is the source of this 2574-nucleotide messenger RNA. RefSeq names its product solute carrier family 8 member 1b (gene slc8a1b). Gene Ontology annotation, molecular function: calcium:sodium antiporter activity. Lineage: Eukaryota; Metazoa; Chordata; Actinopteri; Perciformes; Anoplopomatidae. The record is from RefSeq and is a predicted model, not a curated record. Gene Ontology annotation, cellular component: axon; postsynapse; sarcolemma. Gene Ontology annotation, biological process: cell communication; sodium ion transmembrane transport; calcium ion import across plasma membrane.
GUGGCUCUGGUCUACAUGUUCCUGGGCGUGUCGAUCAUCGCGGACCGUUUCAUGGCGUCGAUAGAGGUCAUCACGUCGCAGGAGAAGGAGAUCACCAUCAAGAAACCCAACGGAGAAACCACCACCACCACCGUCCGGAUCUGGAACGAGACCGUCUCCAAUCUCACGCUCAUGGCUCUGGGCUCCUCGGCUCCCGAGAUCCUGCUGUCAGUCAUAGAGGUCAUAGGUCACGGGUUCGAAGCCGGCACAUUGGGCCCCUCCACCAUCGUGGGCUCGGCGGCCUUCAACAUGUUCGUCAUCAUCGGGCUCUGCGUGUACGUCGUGCCGGACGGCGAGACGAGGAAGGUCAAGCAUCUCCGCGUCUUCUUCGUCACGGCCACCUGGAGUAUCUUCGCCUACAUCUGGCUCUACCUGAUCCUGUCCGUGAUCUCGCCCGGCGUCGUGCAGCUGUGGGAGGGGCUGCUCACCUUCUUCUUCUUCCCCAUCUGUGUGCUGUUCGCCUGGGUGGCCGACCGCCGCCUGCUGUUCUACAAGUACGUGUACAAGCGCUACCGCACCGGAAAGCAGCGCGGGAUGAUCAUCGAGACCGAGGGGGACCGCCCACUUCCCUCCAAGGUGGACAUUGAGAUGGAUGGGAAGAUGCUGAACUCUCACGGUGUGGACUUCCUGGAUGGUCCGCUGGGUUUGGACAUCGAUGAGAAGGAUCUGGAUGAGGAGGAGACCCGCAGAGACAUGGCCAAGAUCCUGAAGGAGCUCAAGCAGAAACACCCUGACAAGGAGGUGGAACAACUCAUUGAGCUUGCCAACUACCAAGUCCUGAGCCAGCAGCAGAAGAGCCGCGCUUUCUACCGCUGCCAGGCCACCCGGCUGAUGACAGGCGCCGGCAACAUCCUGAAGAAGCAUGCCGCCGAUCAGGCGCGUAAGGCCGUCAGCAUGCACGAGGUCCGCUCUGAUGUCGGCGACAACGACCCCGUCUCCAAGAUCUUCUUCGAUCCCUGCUCUUACCAGUGCCUCGAGAACUGCGGCACGGUGGCGGUGAACGUGGUGCGACGCGGUGGAGACUUGGGCAAGACGAUUUCCGUGGACUACCGGACUGAAGAUGGCACGGCCAACGCCGGCUCGGACUACGAGUUCACAGAGGGCAUGGUGGUCUUCAAGGCCGGUGAGACAGUGAAGGAGAUCCGCGUGGGGAUCAUCGACGACGACAUCUUUGAAGAGGACGAGAACUUCCUGAUUCACCUUUCCAAUGUGAGAGUGUUGACGUCCGAAGGGGAGGAGCCCGAGGACGGCGAGUCGGCCAAUCACGUGGACUCGAUGGCGUGUCUCGGCUUACCCGCCACGGCGACCGUCACCAUCUUCGACGACGACCACGCCGGUAUCUUUACGUUUGAGGAGCCCGUAUUCCACGUGAGCGAGAGCGUCGGCACCAUGGAGGUGAAGGUGCUGAGAACGUCGGGGGCUCGCGGCGUGGUCAUGCUGCCGUACAAGACGGUGGAGGGGACGGCUCGGGGCAGCGGCGAGGACUUCGAGGACUCUCAAGGUGUCCUGGAGUUCCAGAACGACGAGAUCUUUAAAAUCAUCAAUGUGAGAAUAAUCGACGACGAGGAGUACGAGAAGAACAAGACCUUCUACGUGGAGAUCGCAGAGCCUCGCCUGGUGGAGAGCAACGACACCAAAGAGGAACAGCUGAAGGAAGAGGAGGAGGAAGAGGAGGCGCUGGCAGGAAAAGAUGAAGAGGAGCAGCGCAUCGCUGACAUGGGCCGUCCGAUGCUGGGAGACCACGUCAAGCUGGAGGUCAUCAUCGAGGAAUCCUACGAGUUCAAGAACACGGUGGACAAGCUGAUAAAGAAGACCAACCUGGCUCUGCUGGUUGGAACCAACAGCUGGAGAGACCAGUUCAUAGAGGCCAUCACAGUGAGCGCAGGUGAGGACGACGAUGAUGAAGAGUGCGGUGAGGAGAAGCUGCCGUCCUGUUUCGACUACGUCAUGCACUUCCUCACCGUGUUCUGGAAGGUUCUGUUCGCCUUCGUCCCGCCCACAGACUACUGGAACGGCUGGGCCUGCUUCGUGGUCUCCAUCUGCAUGAUCGGACUGCUCACCGCCGUCAUCGGCGACCUGGCCUCUCAUUUCGGCUGCACCGUCGGCCUGAAGGACUCCGUCACUGCCGUCGUGUUCGUCGCGUUGGGAACAUCUGUUCCAGAUACUUUUGCCAGUAAGGUCGCUGCUACCCAGGACCAGUACGCUGACGCAUCCAUCGGUAAUGUGACGGGCUCCAACGCUGUUAAUGUGUUCCUGGGCAUCGGGGUGGCAUGGUCCAUUGCCGCCAUCUACCACAACAGCCAGGGGAAGGAGUUCAGGGUGGAUCCGGGCAAGCUGGCCUUCUCCGUCACGCUCUUCACCAUCUUUGCCUUCAUCGCCGUCGGCGUGCUGAUGUACCGACGGCGGCCAGAGAUCGGUGGAGCUGGGGGGCCGCGGACGGCGAAGGUCCUGACCACCAUGCUGUUCUUCAGCCUGUGGCUCCUCUACAUCCUCUUCUCCUCGCUGGAGGCCUACUGCCACAUCGUGGGCUUCUAA